This is a messenger RNA of Caenorhabditis auriculariae, 4194 nucleotides long. The record is from the annotation of a GenBank genome assembly. NCBI's taxonomy places the organism in Eukaryota, Metazoa, Nematoda, Chromadorea, Rhabditida, Rhabditidae.
AUGGACUCAAAUGUUGGUGAUUCAAGUUCAAUUUGAGUUUCAAAAGUUUUUCAGCAAACUAAUAAGCAAAUAUGGCAGUAUCGCAAUGACCAAAACGGACGGCGACGGUAAUUUUUUCUUGUAAAACUUUCAUUGAACUUGCAAUUUUGAGGAAAAAUCCAAAAAAGCCGUCGACUUCGGCGAUGCUCCCGCCGGAGGCGACUUCACCCUUAAAACUGCCAGAAAAGACGGUGAAAUCGCCCAAUAAACUCGUGUCGCGACAGAGCACUUCGGGCUCUGGCGGCAAAUCCAAGAGCCGAAGUGUCGAACUUAUUCGGAGGAACAAGUACGUCGUCGACGAGUAAGCCCCUGUCUUUUCUUCCUCCCAGACGCCUUUUUUGCAGGAAUAGUGACACACGAAGCUACACCACUACGUCUAAAAAUCAACGUAUUAACAAGGUUUUUACUUUUUACCCAUGUUUCGUUUUCGCCUGAAGUUUAGAAAUUCCAAAAGCUGUCUGAACUUUCUGAAUGUUUAGAUCAAGAUUUCUUGAGCUCAGGAAGUUAAGGAGUUUUAGAGUGGUCCCUAGAGGGGAUAGGGGGCCCCUAUAGGGACCGAAAAAGUGAUCUUCAUAGGGGUUAAAUCGAGAUGAUCCCUAGGUCUGACCCCCUAAGUGGUCCCUAAAGGGGUCGUUCAAUUUUACUCGAUUUCAUUCAAAAAACGCUUGUAUAUUGAACUUUUCGCAUGGAAAUGCUUCUUAGAGUACAUAAAAAUUAUCCAUUAGCAUGUCCCCUAUAGGGGCCACUAACUAAAACCCUUAUAGGGACCACUUUUGCAAGUUUCAGUGACUCCUAUAGGGGCUAGUUAAAUUUCAGUCACGUUUAGAGUCGGAAUAAUUAUUCUGAAACGUUUCAAGGUCUGCAAGAAGUUUUCGGAAAUGUUUAAGGAAUACUCCAAACUUCACACUAGAAUGAAUUUCUUAUUAGAAAAAAUUGGUUUUGAAGGGGAAAUUAAACGUAUUUGUUUUUUGAGUUUGAUACUGUAUAUAUUUCAUCUCUACUCGAAAUAUACGCAGCGCGGAACGGAAAAAAUCAGAAAGAAACUGAGAAAGUUUUCUUUUCUUUCGAAUGUGUGCGCGAACUCAACUGUCAGAGCUCUUUUCUGUCAUGAUUUCUAUGUCACAAAAGUGUUUCAAAACUUCCGUUACUGUCUGAAAAACCAAAGCCAAAAAAAAAAUUUGGAAAUUGCAGGCGAUUUGUCUACGAAUGUCCCAUCGACAAGACUCGGAGGCGGAAAGCGAGUCGAAAUCUCAGAAGGUGGCGGUGAGUAGUUUUUGCGAACUGCGGUUGGGCCGAGAGUCAUCCAAGCCGUCCAGACGAAGAAGUCAAGACGGUUCAACCAGGAGCUGAAGAAGCCCCUGGGAGACGCCCGCUGCAUCGAGGCGGCCAUGAGUCUUUUCGGGUACCACGAGGACGAGUCCGACCUCGUCAACGCGUCGCCUUCCAACGAAUUCGGCAACAACGAACGUCCGUUUCAUAACGCCUUUCUUAGAAAUAGCAGAGUGGUCCCUAUAGGGGCCGAUAAAGUCGUUCCUAUAGGGGUAAAACUGAGGUGGUCCCUAUAGGGGUUUAUAGUCGGACACCUUGGCCUCUCAAGCUCAAGUGGACCCUAUAGGGGUCUUUCAGUUUCAUUCAAAACUCUUAGGGACCACUUCUGCAAGCUGUAGUGGAUCCUUUUGGGUAGUCCCUCGAGGGUUCCCUCCAAGGACCCCUAAGGUUUUCCCUACAGGGACCGCUCUGCAGUUCCUAAGUCUCUUCUCAUCUUCUCGAUUCAGAAUCGCUUGCCGAUGCCAGCGAAGCAAGGGAAAAACUUCGCACCAUUUUUAAAGGAUUCGCCACUCUGGUCCUGUUUUUCUCUCACAUUCAAAAAAAAGCUACUUAAUCAGAUAUAAUAUUCAAAAUUUUCUACACAGUGAUAUUUAUGGUAAUAGCUGAUUCACGGCUAACUUGGGACGCUAAGGGGGCGUGGCCUGUCUGCGCUCUCCACCAGCCAAGCACUGUCUUUUUUCUUAUCGUUUCGGGACCUAUUUUUCGAUGGCUCAAGCCAGCCGUGAAUCAGCUAUAAGGUCAGAGGAUAGCACAGUAAAACCAAACUAAAUUCAACUAGAACCAUCUUUCCAAAAGUUUGUGACUCCCGAAAAUAAAGAGAACCGUUUCAGUGUGAAGGAAUGACGAUAGAACUGAUUAACAAAGAGUUUUCCGAGUUACCGCCGCCCCCAAAAGAAAAAGAGUGUGCCGAAUUUCACAAGAAUCGUCGUAGGAAUCGAUAUCAAGGUUUCCAAUCGUAUUUCAUCGAGCCAAACGCCUCUUGAAGAUAUCUUCUGCAUGGAAGCUUCUCGCGUCAAACUGCAGUUUCUGGCGGACGAAGUCGGCGGCAACGACUAUAUCCACGCCAACCGCGUCGACUACCCCAGCUUCAAGUCACGCUACAUUCUAACCCAGGUACGUCUUCUCAAUCCAUAGAAUGCCGACAGAAGAAUGCUCCCAGGGACCGCGGAAGAACACGGUGAUCGACUUCUGGAGGAUGGUGUGGCAGGAGAAGACGUCAGUGAUCGUCAUGCUCUGCCAGCUGGUGGAAGGCAGCCGCGAGAAGUGCUCCGAGUAUUAUCCCAAGUGGGCUGACGCCAAGAUAACGCAGCCAAACUCGGCCUUCUCAGAGAAUCCGGGCCGACGAUGUUGCUGGGCAACGGUCUCAUCAAAGUGACAAACAUGUCGCAGCACACCGUCGACGGAGUGGUCACCUCCCAGCUGAAACUUUGCCAUCUUUCCUCCGAGAGAAUCGUCACCCACUACCAGUGGACUGAAUGGCCUGACUAUACGGUUCGCUCCAGAGAGCUUUCCAGCUGAAAACAGCCAUUUAGGUGCCCGAUUCGAAAAAAAGCGAGACCAUUUUCAAGAUCCUACGGCAUAUUCGGUGGAGGAACACGCCAGUUGGUACAUUUUUUAAGAAUUUUCAAAAUAGCUUUAGCUUUUUCGACAUUCACUGUGGAAAAGUCCUUUUCGAUUUUUUUAGAACUUUAAAAGUAGAAGCAAAGGUCCUGACCCAUACUGCAACGCUGAGAAUGAAUAAAAUGUAGAAAGUGGCUGAAAAAUUUUUCUAGGGAACGUUUUUUGAUCUGAUUUUCGAGUUAAGACGCUUAAAAAGCUUGAAAUAGCGUCCUUUGUCAUGAUUUGGGUAUUUUGGAGACUUUGAAGCUUCAUAAAUCGAAAACGAAAUUUACUUAAGAUCUUCAGUGUGGUCCCGAUAGGGGCAACUUUAGGGACCACUUUACCAACCCUUAUAGGGGCCACUAAGCUUGCGAAAGUGGUCCCUAUAGGGGUUUUAUUUAGUGGUCACUAUAGAGGACCUACUAGUUGAUAAUUUUCUUGAAAUCUGAGUUAAGAAGCAUUUCCAUGCAUUAGGGGCUAAAAGAUCAGACUCUAAACCCCUAUAGGGACCACCUUGAUUUUACCCCUAUAAGGAACUCUUUUUCUGCCCCUAACCCCUAUAGGGACCGCUCUGGAAUUCCUAAGUGUUGCAAGAAGAGGUUAAAAAGUUUCGAAAAUGGCUCAUCUGAAGUCAAUGUGACCGCUUCGCGGGUCGGAUCGCCCCGGCUCAUUAUAGCAGCUUUGAAUAUAAAAAUUUUAUUAAAAAAUUACCCAAAUUCCGCUUUUCAAGGAAUCUUUUUCUCAAAAUCCCUACAGAAACAGCACCAGCGUGAAAAAAAGCGAUAAAUUGAUUUUCAAUGUUUUAAUGCGAAUUAAAACAUUGAAAAUGACACAAAAUUACCGCAGUGGUCCAUUGUUCGGCGGGGAUCGGCAGGAGCGGGACGCUGAUCGCGAUAGAAAUGUGUCUGAUGGACUGUCUGCACUCGGAAGUGCCGCAAGUGUCGCGAGUGAGUUCGAGACACUCACAGCAGAACCGCUUCUCUCUGCAGGCCGUACGUUUCCUGCGACUGAAAGGACGCUCGCAAGCGAUCCAGUCCGUCGUGCAGUACAUGGCCAUACGGAAGGUGGUCCUCGACUUUGGCAUCACUCACAAUCUCAUCGAUUCGGUCAGUUGGAAGCAAAAGGUGGCAACGAAGGAUUUUUCGUUUGGUUCAGGAAGACUUCCCGUCUUUCAGCAGCCUGUACGAAGAGUCUGUCCAUAUCGCACAGCAAACCUUACAAAAGUGA